GCGCGAAGGUCUCAGAGGCCCCCAGCUUCCGCACCCCCUCCACCUUGAAACUUGGAGCUGGGUAGGGGUCCAGCAUGAAGCCCCCGGACCGCCCCGCCCCUGGCCGCACUGACCGGAUACUGGGGGUUAUGGGGGGCUUGCUUCGCACAUGCGCCAUACCCGGGCAGGAGGGGACCCCGAAGAGAAACCCCGUAGGGUCGGGGUGUACUGAACCAGAGAGCAACUGUUCCGAGGGGGAUCAGAGAGGGGAGCGCGAUCAGGAGGUCCUCGCUUGGGCUCCGCAGCCCGAAUCCUAUUCCAUUACUGGCAGUGAGGGGAGUAUAUCAGCUUCUGCUGCUUCCGGUCUGGCUGCCCCUUCUGGCCCCAGCUCAGGCCUCAGCUCUGACCCCUGUUCCCCAGCCCCUCUAGGGCCAGUCAGUGGCCUGAGGAGAUGGUUGGAUCAUUCCAAGCAUUGUCUUAGUGUGGAAACUGAGGCAGACAGUGGCCAAGUGGGACCAUAUGAGAACUGGAUGCUUGAGCCAGCGCUAGCCACAGGAGAGGAGCUGCCAGAACUGACCUUGCUGACCACAUUGUUGGAGGGCCCUGGGGAUAAGACACAGCCACUUGAAGAGGAGACUUUGUCCCAAGCAUCUGAGAGUGAGGAGGAACAGAAGAAGAAAGCUCUGGAAAGGAGUAUGUAUGUCCUGAGUGAACUGGUAGAAACAGAGAAAAUGUAUGUGGACGACUUGGGGCAGAUUGUGGAGGGUUACAUGGCCACCAUGGCUGCUCAGGGGGUUCCUGAGAGUCUUCGAGGUCGUGACAGGAUUGUGUUUGGGAACAUCCAGCAAAUCUACGAAUGGCACCGAGACUAUUUCCUGCAGGAGUUACAACAGUGUUUGAAGGAUCCCGAUUGGCUGGCUCAGCUCUUCAUCAAACAUGAACGAAGGCUUCAUAUGUAUGUGGUGUACUGUCAGAAUAAGCCCAAGUCAGAGCAUGUGGUAUCAGAGUUUGGGGACAGCUACUUUGAGGAGCUCAGGCAGCAGCUGGGGCACCGCCUGCAGCUCAGUGACCUCCUCAUCAAACCUGUGCAGCGGAUCAUGAAAUACCAGCUGCUGCUCAAGGAUUUUCUCAAGUAUUACAGUAGAGCUGGGAUGGAAACCAAGGAGCUGGAGCAAGCUGUGGAGGUCAUGUGCUUCGUGCCCAAGCGCUGCAAUGAUAUGAUGACCUUGGGGAGACUGAGGGGAUUUGAGGGUAAACUCACUGCUCAAGGGAAGCUCUUAGGGCAGGACACUUUCUGGGUCACAGAGCCUGAGGCUGGAGGCCUGCUCUCUUCCCGGGGUCGAGAGAGACGCGUCUUCCUCUUUGAGCAGAUCAUCAUCUUCAGCGAGCCUCUGGGAGGAGGAGCACGAGGUGGCACACAGCCUGGAUAUGUGUACAAGAGCAGCAUCAAGGUGAGCUGCCUGGGACUGGAGGGGAACCUCCAAGGUGAUCCUUGCCGCUUUGCCCUGACCUCAAGAGGGCCGGAGGGUGGGAUCCAGCGCUAUGUCCUGCAGGCUUCAGACCCUACAGUCAGUCAAGCCUGGAUCAAGCAAGUGGCCCAGAUCCUGGAAAGCCAGCGGGACUUUCUCAAUGCUUUGCAGUCACCCAUAGAGUAUCAGAGACGAGAGAGCCAGACCAACAGCCUGGGACGGCCAGGAGGGCUUGGGGUAGGGAGCCCUGGGAGAAUACGGCCUGGAGACCGGCCCCAGGUCCUUAGUGACACCCUGCCAGCUCCUCAUGACUCUCCUCCAGUCCCUCCAGCUCUGAAUACCCCUCUCUGCCAGGCAAGACUUGCCAAGCUGGAUGAAGAUGAGCUGUAACUGGUGCAGGCCAUGGGGAUAUGCUGACUCAGCCACCUGUUCCCCAAGGGACUUCAAGGCAAUUCUUCGGGCACCACUCCAGAAUUCCUCCUUAGUAUGUCUGGAGUGCGAGCAAGGCUGGGAAGAUAUCAACUUGGAGGAGAGUACCUAGGCCCAAAAAGACUUUUCUGCCCCAAGAAACACAGGAUUCUUCAGCUCCAUCCCUGUGCAUGCAUCACCAUCCCCUCAAAAGGAGGAUUAUGUGGGUGGUUGGGAGGGAGGGCUGGGGCAAGGGUUUGGAUUAUUCUUUGGGUUUUGAUUUUGUUUUUCCUGUUUUCUGAGAAUGAAAGUUUUGUUGUAUCACAGAGGCUGCUGUCUUGCCAGAGGGAAGGAGAGAGAGGUAGUGGGGAUAGUGAGGUGAAGUAUAGAAGAGGCUAGCUGGCCCCAGUCAUUUGAGGAGGGGCUUGGUGAAAGAACUAGUCAUAGGGUAUAAAAGAUGUUGCUGUCUUCAUCCCUCACAUACAGUUACAGCAGCUCUCAGUCCAGACCUGGGGCCUUGGGCCUUUGGAAGGCCUCAGAAUCCUCAAUGUAUUCUUCCCUUUAUCUGGCUCUCCUUCCCUGUAAUCCUCCUUCUGGUCUAGACCCCACCAGAAAGCUCAAUGUGGUAUGACUUCCCACUAUUCCCAACUCCCAGACCCUUAAGCACAAAUACCCAGUGUACCUGUCCUCCUGCGGCCUCUGUGUUCAGCUGGGGAAUGGAAAGAUUGAUAGGAGGCUGGGAGCCAUGGUGCCUUCCUGGCUGGGGUUUUUCCUUGCCAUCUGAGAGAUGGUAAAGCAUAUCCAUACUGAGCAGGCAGGGAUUUAUCUUCAAACCCUGAUCCAAGAAUGGAGAGUCCAAAGGGGUCUUCCCCCUCCAAACUUCUGGCACAGCCCCUGGAACAGCAAGAGCCAAACAUGCAGAGAUGCAGAUGCCCAGAUCUAGGUCCUUGUGUAUCCACAUGUCCACUGUGUCCAUUUGUCCCUUGGGCUUAGUCACGUGUUCUGGGGCUUCCUCAGUAGACAAUAGACUAUUGGGGUGGGAGAGUAAGGAGAUGUUGGAGUCUCCCUGAGGGCCCCAGGUCUCUCUGGCCGACAAUGAAGGGAGGGAUCUCUAAGGGGGGGACAGGACGUAAGACCCAGAUAAGAUUUCUGGGGAACAAUAGAAGGAAUUGAGGGGAGCCCCCACCCUCUAUGUACCCCACCCCUGGGGCUUUAGGGUCAGGGUCUGGGGAGCCAGAGGAUGAUAGGGAGGGGUGCCAGAGGUUCUUGUGAAUGGAGGAGGGGACUGCAGCUAUUAGCAGGAUUUGGGAGCUCAGAGCCUUUAUAUUUCUUUAAUGACCACAGUAGGUGGGGUGACCCCUUUGUACUUAGUUUAACCAUGCUUGUAUUUUUGAGUGCCUACUUUGAGAACAGCACCUGAAUGUACUAACCGGUGCUUCAGGAUUUCUUUUUUGGCUCCCAGGAAACAAAAUAAUAAUGUCAUUAUUUCCCCUAAAGUGGGUCCAGCCAUUCCUUGCAGAAGUGUAGGUGGUGGUUCUAUCAUCAUUGUCUAAUAUAUGUAAUUGUUUCCCAU
Messenger RNA from Heterocephalus glaber (naked mole-rat), 3429 nucleotides. RefSeq names its product Rho guanine nucleotide exchange factor 25 (gene Arhgef25). Gene Ontology annotation, cellular component: extrinsic component of membrane; cytoplasm; plasma membrane. Gene Ontology annotation, molecular function: guanyl-nucleotide exchange factor activity. Lineage: Eukaryota; Metazoa; Chordata; Mammalia; Rodentia; Bathyergidae. Gene Ontology annotation, biological process: axon guidance. The record is from RefSeq and is a predicted model, not a curated record.